AUGGCAGCCCUUCGCGGACCCUCGACGACACGUAAGAGUUCCAGGUUCUCGAGUCCUGCGACCCUUCCGAGGGUAGAAAGAGAGACAGUAAACAGUGUCAAUGACGUGACGAGAGCAAGAGAAAGCUCGAAGACAUUCUUGGAUCAGUGGGUCGAGCCACCGCUACGUGCAGCAGCUCCCAGUUUCGAGGACCAUCGUGGGUUGGAGAGGGUCGGAGUGCUGGAACAUUUCCAACCACUUGGUCAACCGCCUACGCAGAAACUUAUGCAGAAAUUAAAGCUGGCGCCCCCGAGGCCAGGCCGCGCAACCCCAGUGCAGAGCGAGGAAGUCAGCACUCCCACGACCCAUGUGGAAGAAAUGAGCACCGCCUCGCCAGCUGAGGAACCGCUCAGAGCUCACUCAGUAGAUGAGGGUACGAUGAGGGCCGAGUCUAUUCCUCCUAUCAGGGUGCACGAAGAGAAUGAUGCAGAUUAUCGUCCAGCUGUGCCACCCGCCCUGGUCAUCACAAGACCCAAAAUGCCACCCAGAAACAGUGUCAGUAUUCCACCUACGCCGUUGCCAACUGGCGGCUAUAUAUUUCAUGGUCAUUAUCACCCCGAAACCAUCAAACAGCAUGUUGAGGCUGCCGUGAGGAGAGCGGAACUUCAGAGUCCCGAUUUAGCCCUGGGGAUACGCAAACUCUGCGCUGACAGUGAGCUUGAUCCCGCGCUAUGGGCCGUCCUGGAUGCUAUAUUGAAUCAAUCAGCAACCAAGGAGCAGUGGAGGUUAUUUCGUCGCUACGUCAAGGAGGGUAAGAAGGAGUAUUCCCGGCACAGUACGCCGACUGCCAAAGCCACAUCGCUUGCGCUUGCAGCUAGCAACCAGCGUUAUACGCCAACACAAACCAGCACACCCACAAAAACUGCCUACUCAGCACCAGUUCAGCUGCCAGAAGCUGCACCGCCAUUUUCGCAGCCAUCCUCGCAGCCUGUACACAUCUUCCAUCCUCAGCCAACCCUACCCGUUCAACCCCCUUCAUUUUCGUCACCUCCUAAACAUCCGCCAACACAGCCAUCACCAGUUCACCAGCACCGGAUGCCAUCACCAACCAUAUCAGCACCACCAGUAGCUCAACCUCUCCGGUCAUCAUCGCCCGAACAAGCUGCCGAUAAGUCACCCAUUGUCACAAAUGGCGAAAAUGUGGAGACCAGGACAUUCCAGGAAGGCCUUCAGAAUCUGGAGCGAACGAGUCCGAAACGAUCACAAAGCGUGUCCAGUUCAUCAUCACUGUCAUCAGCCAAAUCACUUGAUGCAGAGACAUUUGCGCCGGCGAUCAAUGAGGAAGCUCAGAUCAACGGAACAAGGGCUGCAGCCAAGUCAGGCCUGGAUCAACGCCAAGCUGCUGCCCACAAACCAGGCGCCAACAAAUCCCGCGCCCCCAAGAUUGGUUUGUUUUCCGUCUUUCCUAACACCAACAAGACCAAUGCCAGAAAACAACAAGCUGGCUCCGAAAUUGAUGAGCUGGAGCUCUCGAGGCGAAGACAGCGACUGCAACAAAACCAAACUUUCCAUGAAGACUACACCAGCAGAUUUUACACGGGCGAAAGCAGCGAGCGUGCUGUGCUGGCUCACAGCCCAUCUUGUCGAGUCGAGAAUUUUUCUACUUCCGUCCAAGUACCUGUAACCCAUUCCCAGAGUCUCAGCACUUCUCAAGACACGUUAUCGUCUCCAGCUGAUACGCUUCCUUCAGCUGAUUUUGGCCUCCGCGACGGCAUCAGCAAAAAGCGGUCGAGAGAUGAAACCGAAAUCGACGAGGAGGAAGUUCAGACGCCACGGUCAUCCCCUGGGCUGUUGUUGGUCCCUCCACCGCCGGGCGCGGCCAGUAUUUCUCGAUCAGGCACCCCACGAGGUACCCAAAUGCCCCCAACAAAGAAGGCCAAGAAAUCUGCACGUGUCAUGGUCUCACCUAACAAGCCCAGAAAUGGCGGCAUCGUGGCUGGAUUUGCACGUGCGGGGCCUGGAAGAGAUAGAGAUUCGACGGUCGGGAACGGCAUUGACUCCAGCGAAGAGGAAAACAACGACUUCUGCGCAGCAUGCGGCUCCAAUGGUCGGCUUCUCUGCUGUGAUGGCUGUCCGAAUUCCUUUCAUUUCUCCUGUUUGGAUCCGCCUAUGAAAGGUCCACCAGAAGGCUCAUGGUACUGUUCUCGAUGCGUUGCUCGUCAAAACCGUGGCCCUGCAGAAGUCAACGGGUUCCUCGGUCGACUCAUUACUCGAUCUGACGACAUCAACCCAAUGCAGUUCGGCUUACCGGCCCAGCUUGAAGAGUACUUUGACGGCAUUCGGAGUGGCGAAGGAGGCGAGUACGAGGACGUUGGCCUUUCAAGAACUCACGUAUCCGAUGUCAAGAUGAACCGGGCUGGGUUCAUUGAAGAACCUGACUACAAGCGACUGAAAGAUGCCAAGGGUAACGUCAUCUUCUGCUACCGUUGUCGAUUGACUUCCAAUGGCAAGCGAGAUAUCAUACCUUGCGAUUUCUGUCCGUAUCGGUGGCACCUUGACUGCCUUGAUCCACCUUUGGCAGUGCCGCCUCGGCGGCGACAUGGCGAUAAGCCCAACGCCACGUGGAGAUGUCCUUUACACGUUGACAACGAUCUUCGAAAUCUAGGUAACAGCGAAGAAUCUGGGCUUGGACGACAGCCUAGGCAUCGUAUACCAAAGAACCCCAUACCUGUUGAUGUCAGUAUAAGUCGUGGGGUCAGAAACAACGGGAUCAUUGAUGUUGAACUAAUGAAGGAUGAUGAGCGCAUCGAUGAUGUGGAGAUGCUUGGGACGAUCUACCGCUUACCAGAGAGAGGCAUUCGGCUUGAUUUUCUGGAGCGGAUUCGAAGAUCCAGAUACGAAGAUAUGAUUACUCGACAGCAAUACGCCGCACACGUACGAGACUACAGCAAGCUCAAAAGGCCAUCAAAUGCCCCAUCAGACAUGCUUGACUCUACGUCCUCUGUCCCGAACACCCUUAUCAGCAAUGCCGCCGCUGCAAAUUCCACUCUCCGUGCAAAGACCUUACGAGAGCAACAAGCAGUCCUCAGCCUCCAAGCCCUUGCCCAGCAAGACGAAGUGUCUGAAAUGGCGCUCGGAAAUCAAAUCGCAGACCUUACCGAUAAAUUGAUCCUCGGUGCCGGAGAAGACGUGGUAGGGCUAGCGGAGAAGGAAGAACGAGAGCAAUUGGAGGUCUUUCGGGGCCUGGUCGAGAAGAGAUUGCGUAUCCUCAAGUCCGAUGGCAAGAAUGAUACGAAAAGUUUAAGGAGUAACGGCGGUGGAAGAGUUGUGGUUAAUGGCGCUGGGAAGCGAAGUAGGGGGUCAAGUCCGUUGGGCAUCUUGAAAUCAACAUCGACUCUUGGCUCUAAGAGUAAGAGUCGUGGGAGGAGUUGA
Endocarpon pusillum Z07020 is the source of this 3411-nucleotide messenger RNA. RefSeq lists its product as uncharacterized. Gene Ontology annotation, cellular component: Rpd3S complex. The record is from RefSeq and is a predicted model, not a curated record. The transcript is spliced from 4 exons. The coding region runs from base 1 to 3411 and encodes 1136 amino acids. Gene Ontology annotation, biological process: regulation of transcription by RNA polymerase II. Lineage: Eukaryota; Fungi; Ascomycota; Eurotiomycetes; Verrucariales; Verrucariaceae.